UGUACGUGGCUUCACCCCUCAGCUGAGGACCAGGGCUGUUUACUGGGAGAAAUUCACAUUAAGAUAAACGCUCUGUGUGUAUGACGAUAAUAUCUGAACGUGUCAUAAAUGUCCUCUCACGCGCCUGUGCACUGUGACAAAGAGCGGCAGCUGUCCUCGUGAAAGCAGCAGCGGCGGUAGUGGUUUACCGGAGCGCUCGUGCAGGAGCGGCCGCUGUGGAGAGCUCUCCCCGCUGAUCAUCCAGCCCGUGAGUCGGUGUGAUAUGGCGGAGAGCGGGUCGUCGGUUGAAUUCUCCGGCUCUCUGACGAGCUCCACUCUUCCGCCGCCGAGGACCCGCAUCUUUAAAAUCAUCGUGAUCGGGGACUCGGGGGUCGGGAAGACCUGCCUCACGUACCGCUUCUGUGCCGGGAAGUUCCCUGAGAAGACCGAGGCCACGAUCGGGGUGGACUUCAGGGAGAGGCUGGUGGAGAUUGACGGCGAGAAAAUCAAGAUCCAGCUGUGGGACACUGCAGGUCAGGAACGCUUCAGGAAGUCCAUGGUCCAGCACUACUACCGCAACGUGCACGCUGUUGUCUUCGUCUAUGAUGUCACCAACGCCACCAGCUUCCGCAGCCUCCCAGCCUGGAUUGAGGAGUGCAAGCAGCACGCGCUAGGCACAGAGGUCCCCAGGAUCCUGGUCGGAAACAAGUGUGACCUUCAAGACUCCGUCCAAGUGGGCACAGACGUGGCGCAACAGUUCGCAGACGCCCACUCCAUGCCUCUGUUUGAGACAUCUGCAAAGAACCCGAGCAGCCAGGGAGACGGGAGCUCUGGCGGAGGAAACAGUGACCACGUUGAAGCUAUUUUCAUGACGGUGGCCCACAAGCUGAAGUCUCAGAAGCCUCUGGUACUGAGCCAGCCAUCCGGAGGAUCAGGUGGUACUAUCAACCUGAGCGGGGGGAGGGCUGACGGGGGAGACGGGGCCCGGAGCUGGGGCUGCAGCAGCUGCUGAGGGAGAACAACGGAGCGAAAGACGGAGACGACUUCAGCCAGUGGCUGCAAAAGAUCGAAGAGAUUGAAGACGGAAGGAGCAGAGAAAAAAGAGGAGGUCUGGGAAGGAAGAAUGGAUCUAGCAACAUGGCUUCACAAUCAGCACAAACACAUAGACCAAUUCUCCAUGCCUGUGCUUAACUUUAUAAAUGACUUUAGAUGAUUCGGGGGGUAAUAUUUACAGUAUGAUUGUUGUUUUCAGAUGCCAAAAUCUGUUGUUGUUUCAUGGAGAUGAUCCUAAACAAGGGGCCAAAAAUCUUAUCCUAAAUCUCCUUCCAUAAUAAUAAUUUAAGUUCUGUGCCUGCACUGCUGAAGUAUCAACUCACUUCUCUUCGUGGGCCCCGUGGCCCCAGGAAACACAGAGACACAGUGGCAUUAAUAAAAAGGGGAUUUUGGGGAGGGACAUGCCAAAAAAUGUCUUUCUUUAAAAACAUAUUUACUGUGAUGUGAUAAGAGGGCAGAAUUUCACCUCCUCAUGCAAAUGUGUGGUGGACACAAAAACACUCCACUUUAAUACAGUCUGUUUGGUUUGAAGUCAGCCGUGUUCUUAAAGGUGCCCUGCUGUGUUUCCAUGUUUACAUUCGGUGUUUCUCAUCAAAACACAUUGUGUAUUUUGAAGCUUUACAAACAUGUUAAAUACAUUUCCCUCUCUAAAUGUUCUCUAAGCCGAGAGGAAGUUAGCAUCCUCCUGGUUCCCUUGCUAAAUAACCUAUGGGAUUUUCCCAUUGGGUUUUGGAUUAUUGCAGAAAGUAAGCUCUGUGAUAAACAGUUUAUGACACUAAAACAUUUUUUUUGUUUUUUUUUCAGUGAGAUAAUUUUCAUAAAUGAACACCACUUUUAGGAUUUCUGAAACAUAACUGCAGUUGCUAUAAAUUUAAAAGCUAAUGUUAGGCUAUAAAUGAUUCAGUUGUGCUGGAAAGGUGCAUGCAGGGACAUUUCUUGGAUUUUAGGACUUUCAUGGAUUAACCUGGACCCCUGUCAGGGGGUCUGGGUGGUCCUCCCUUGACCUUUUUUUUAUGCUAUAUUUUCAUGAUUUUUGAUGCACUCUAACCCUCAAUUACACCCAGAGUCCAAAAAAUUCCCAGUGUGAAUCAGUUUAUUUUCAUUUUAGAUAAAAAAAAAAGGUUGGUGUGCCACCUGACACCCUAUCAGGCUGCAUAAGAUGAGUACCACUGUUUUAAAUACUUUGAAACCAUAUGUUUGUCGAGUUAAUAAACUGCUAAAAGUAUCAAAUCUCAACAUAAACUGUCCAUCAGUGGAAUCGUGGUAGCCAGCAGAGCAUUUACACAUAAACUGCAGUGAUUUGCUCAUAAAAACAUAUUGGCUGUUACUACUGUUGCAAAAAACUCCACAGGGUACCUUUAAGUCUGUUUGCUUUAAAUCCAAAGACUGAAAACCUUCAAUGUUUUUCUUCAUUUAAAAUGUCAGUCAUUUCAUAUUAAUGUUCUGUUUGUAUCACAUGCUUAGCAAGCUCACUGAAAUGUUGCAGCUGGUUAAAAAAAGGGAUCAGUGUAAAAAAAACAAACAAACAAGAAAUUUCACACUGCUAAAGAACAACAUUGCAAAAUAAACUGAAGUAAUUGCAUCUAGAUUUAACACGCUUUUCAUAGUCUACGCAACUUUGGGCUAGCCGUACAACGAGUGAGUAUUGGAUAGUCAGAGCAUGGUCUGAUUGGGGCCUUCGGGCAAAAAUGAGCUUGGACCCCUUUUAACCUCCCUUUUCUCUCACUCAGUGUCGAUUGUAUUGUAAUGCUGGUGUAUUACAUGACUAUUCCUUAAGGUCUGAUGGCCCAGACACACCAAACUGAUAUCAAAGAACUAGCAGCAACAAAGACAGACUGUUGUGUUGCUUAAUGUUGCACCACACCUCGAAAGCCCUUUUUACACAGAGAUCAGGCUAUGUCCUGUCUUUGCGCCCCCCUUCGCUUUUUUAUA
This is a messenger RNA of Plectropomus leopardus (leopard coralgrouper), 2964 nucleotides long. RefSeq names its product RAB33B, member RAS oncogene family a (gene rab33ba). Lineage: Eukaryota; Metazoa; Chordata; Actinopteri; Perciformes; Serranidae. Gene Ontology annotation, biological process: Rab protein signal transduction. The record is from RefSeq and is a predicted model, not a curated record. Gene Ontology annotation, molecular function: GTP binding; GTPase activity.